AAACUUCAAAUUUGAAGUUUUGAAAAGUGAAACUCUAUAUUUGAAAUUUCACUCUUCAAAACUUCAAAUUUGAAGUUUUGAAGUUUCUUUUUGGAGAGCAAAAAACUCUAUAUUUGGAGUUAUAGGAGUUUCUUUUGGAGAUGCUCUUAGAGAUGUCAUGUCUUGAGAAAGUGUUACAGAUGCCUCAUUCGAUUAUCUUGAACUAAUUGUCAGGUAUUAGAGCUGCCUCAUCGACUAAAAAGCCCACUUGUUCUCCACCAUUUUGCUAAUACUUCAAGAGUACGAUUUUGUUAUACAAGAGAGAGUAAUAAAGGAGCUUAACUAAAGUAAUAAAGUAAGAUGAGAGAAAAUAAAUAAUAAAAAGUAGAAAAUGAAAAAGCAAAGUAUAUAUGAAUAUUUAUUAAUAUAUAUAUAUAUAUAUAUAUAUAUAUAUAUAUAUAUUUAUAGAAUUAUUUGAAAUUCAAUUGUGUAUUAUUUUAUGUAGCAUAUAAAUAUAAAAAUAAUUGAUCAAACAUUGAACUUUAAAGUUAGGUCCAAUGUUUGAUCAAUUCUUUUUAUAUUUAUAUACUACAUAAAAUAAUGGAUAGAAAUUUUUUUAUAUAAAUUGAUAUAAUGAUUUCAUAUUCAUAUAAAAAUAUAAUCUAAUCUUUAAUAAUUAUUAGUCUCUUAUAAUGUCCAUAUAUGCUUUUUAAAUAAUUAGACUUUGAAGAUUAGAUGAAUUAUAUUGAACGAACAUGUUAGAAUUUUGAUUCAAAAUUGUUUGGUAUUUAAAUCAAAUAAUAAAGUGAAUAAGGUGAUGUUAUGAUUGAAAAAAACUAUAAGAUGGUUUUUGGUUCAUUGAUUGUAUAAUUUUUAUUACUAUUUAGAGAAAAAUAAAUAUUAAGUAAAAAUUAAGAAAACAUUAGCAAAAAUUUAAUAAAAAUAAAUAAAUAAUAACAAAAACAAUAAGAAGAAGAUGCAUAAUAUACAUUGGAAAAGUACGUAUGAUUAUUUUAGAUUCUACCAUACUUGUCAAAAAAUGUUUUACCAACAAGAAAGUCUUUUAACAUCCCGAAAUCUUAUAACAUAAACAACUCGAGCGUCUUAUUUGGCAGGAACUCAUAAACUAGCAAUCUUGGAGAUCCAGUUACGCAAUAACCAAUAUGGGAAUUCCUGUGAUGAACUCUACUUAUGAACUGUAUCUCUGCUUGAAACUCUCGUUCUCCUUGUCUACUUCCAUCUUUAAGAUGCUUAACCGCAACCUCAGUCCCAUCUUGAAGAACUGAUCAAUCCAAAAAAUAUCAAUUAUAUUUACAAAUUCAAAACAAUUGAAAGUGAAUUUAUAUAUAAUCUAAAAUAAGUAAGUAAAUAACUUAAAAUAAAUAAAUAUAUAAACACAAUACUUAGAGUUGUCCCAAAAAUGUGGUCAUGCUUGUGAUUAUUUUUAAGAUAAUCUUCGUAAUGAUUCUUUCUACAAAAAAUUACAAAAUAGUAAUAAGUUAAAUAUUUACUUAUUUUAAUUAAGUUAUAUCUGAACUUAUUUUGAAUCUCUUUUAUUAAAAAAUAUUCAUUCUCAUAGAUCCAAAAUAUUGUAAGUUUUUAAAUUAAAUACCAGUGAUUUGAAAUUCGAUCCGGAUCCGCGGUCAAACCGGUAAAUCCGGUAUGUAAUCCGGUUUGGGUUUUAGAAAAAGCCCAUUAUUUAAAACCCUGAUAAAAUCCACAAAGAGACGUUAAAACCCAGAAUUUGACUACUGGUUGAACCACUGGUUUAACCCAUACAUAAAUUUUAAUUAUUAUUUUUUGGAUUUUUCAGUUACAUUAUUAUAAUUUGUUUUGUAUUCUAAUUAAUAUGUUAAUUUUUUUUUUAAAGAUCAUACGAUCAUGUGGAGCAUGAAUCUGUUAAGAAAAUUAGUUGAUAUGAAUUGGCAUUAGUUUUUUUGUUAACGAUAAUUUAUUACAAUUUAAUGUUUUAUUUUUAGCUUAUUUUGAAUUUAAAAUUUUAAUCUUAUUAUUCAUAUUACACAUUUAAAUACAUAGAUUUUACGUCUUGAUAUAUUUUUAUCCUAUCUUGUAACUCUUAACUUGUUACUAAAUUGUUUAAUAGUCUUUUUUUGUUGAUAUUUUGUAUAUUAAAUGAAAAUAAAAAUUAAGAAAGCUAAAGUUAAUUAUUUUUCCAAAUAUUUUUAAAACAUAAAACACUUAUUAUAUUUUUCAAUAGGUAAUAUAUUAUUAUAUAACAUAAUUUAUUUAUUUAUUAACCCGUGAUUUGCAUGUGGUCGACUCAAUAACCCAAUAACAUCAAGUAGUUUUAUGCAAAUAAAAUCUUAUAGUCAAUAAAUUAACAUCAAAUAAGUUUUAUAAUUAAAAAUUUAUCAAAUAACUAUAUAUCACAAAUUUAAUCAGAAAAGUUACAGAUAUUUGAUUAAAACUUCGUAAUGUGGGUUAAAAUAAUUAAAAAAAAAUUAAGUAAUAUUGUAGAUAAUUUUUUAUUUAAUAUAAAUAUAAAAUAAUAUAAUUAUAUAGUUAUCAAUUACACUAAAUAAAAAAAGUUAAAACAUUACUUAUCAAUUUGUUAAAAUAUAUUGAUAUCGUAAAUUAGAUUUUGGUAAAAAUAUUUUCGGUACUUUAAACUUGGGUCAUAAUCUAGUUUGGGUUUUAAAACACUAACAAAUUUGUGUGUAACCAAUAUAAGAUAUUACGGAUCGUAAAAUACUUCAACAUACGGCCACGUGACAAUAGCCACAAUGAUUUUGCUACUUGUAACACGUAAAUCCACCAUAUAUUUCUUAUUUUUGUCAAAAGCUUCAAAGGUCAGGUACCACUGAAUGGGAUUUACGAGAGACAUGUCCGGAGUCUUUAGAUCGACGAGAAGAAGAUAAAAUCAUGAACUCUAAAAUCGACUUUACAUCAGCGUGAAGACAACGAGAAUAUAUUAGGUCUUCUUGCCCAAAGUCACAAGUCAGGAACUCCAAUAUUGAACUUGGGUGUAUAUCUUUUUGGUUUGUCAUGUAGCUAACAUAACAUCUUCGCUUGUUAUUCCACCUUGACAAAAAACUCGAAGAAAAUGAUUACCUUGAUGACCACAAUAGGGCAGCUCGAAGUCAUUGUAGAUCGCAGAACUUGGGUCCACGUAGAGAGCUAGAUAUCAUCUUGAAGAAACAAAUUUUUGGUGUAACCCAGAUCUCGUGGCUGGCCAGUGACUUCUCGACCCUGAUUUGUAAAACCAAUUUCAAUGUCAAAUUUGCUAAUCGCCUGAACAUGGUCAGUAGAUUUAAGGUGAUGACAUCCACCUCUUGAAUUCCAAUGAAACUGGCAUCGUUUUCCUCAUCAAGGAUGUCGGAGGUUGGAUCUUCAUCAACACCAUCAUGAUAGACAUGAUUGACAUCAUCAUAAACAUCAAAUAUUAGGUUGAUGAUCGAGGCCUUCUCCAACCUCAUCGUCGAAGAACACAGUACUUGCUCUUCGUUGUCGAAGACCAUCAUAGAUAUUGGAAAUAGGUUCACCAUGAAUCCUCAUAGAUCAAUGGAUAGAUGAUUGACUCGUUUCAUGAGUCUCCAGAUGUUUUACGAUGUAACUCAGCCCAAUGAUCUACUGUAUUCGUUGCUCUGUCAAUCCGUCAAGAAUGUAUAAUUGUCCCAUGCCAUGAUUUUUAUAGAUUGGGCCAGCCUCAAACUGGAUAGACUCGAAUCUCGAUUGAUUCGAAAAGGAAUAUAUGUUUGACAAAAAGUUGAUGAUCGUUGAUUUUGAAGAAUAACAACUCAAACAAGGAUUCCAACAAUCAUUUAUUCAAAUAAAUGAUGAAGACAGAAGAAGAACUGUACAUUCUGUCAUUUUUGUUCAAGAUAAUAUUAAUGAUUUACAGGCGAGAUAAAUUACAAUUUAAAUAGAAAAUACUAAUUAAUGAAACCCUAAUCUAAUGAUGUACAUUUUUAAGAAAGAUCAUAAAAGCCCAAGACUAAUUACAAGCCAACACGUAAUACAAAGAAGUGGAAAUCAUAAUCACGAUGAGGAUCAAUGAGACGGGAUCGUGUGUGAAGAUGCACUGCAUCAGAUAAUUUAUUGAUCUAUAAAAUAUAGAUUCUCGUACAUUCAUAGAGCUUUCGUUUUUCGAAUUGGUCAAAAGUUAUCUAAACGGUUAGGCCAAAGUGGACUUUGCUACUUGGAACCAAAAUACACUCAUAAUAAUGGUUAGAGUUGAACAUAGACUUGAAAAUCCUAACACAACAUAACCAUCCUACUUAACCUUUAAACACUACAACCAAAUAUCUUAAAAGUUCAUCUCACUACAAGUCAUUCAAUUGUUAUUAUACACCCAAACGACGGUCCUAAGAUUUUGUUCCCAUUUCUCUCAUGGUCAACCGCCAAAACAUGUAGCAAAAAUAACCUAGUGGUGUAUUUUCGAUUUCCUUUGUGAACUAAAUUAUCAUCAUUUGGUGAGUCUAUACUUGGAUUUCGGUCCAAAUAGUUUACAUGGUGGAUCGUAACAGAUGAUCGGUUCACUUCCUGGCAUUAACCGGAAUGUAUUCUAAACUCGGGCCAGACAGUAUGAUAACCAGUUCAUUCUAUAGCACUAAGUGCGUUCUUUCCGAUGUCAACCGGAUCAACCGAUAGGAUUUAUCAAAAAAAUAGAGCAAAUGUACCAGCUGUCGUCUGGUACGAUGCGGGAUAUAUUAAAUCUCAACCAAAUGAGACAAAUUUUACAGUAAUGAAAUAUUAAGGGCACGACAUGCAUCUACAUUACGGGUAGUUUUUUUUAAAGAUUAUGAGUUCAUUCAAUUUAUUUUUGUCUGACUGAUUCUGUUAGAAUAGAUACACCGGUAACAACAUUGUUAUAAGGUACAUAAAUUGGCUUCUUGUAGUUAUGAACUUUCUCUAUUCUUUGACCAAAAUUCAGUGAAUGCUCCCUGUAAUUUUUCCCUCAAAAUUUUACUACUGGAAAAUUUUAUCCGUCUUUCAAUUCUCUUAUGGAAAAAAUUAAAGAUCCCAUAUUGUGGAAUUGGAUAAUAUAUAAGAGAUUUGAAUCAUUCCACUUACCGCCAAUUGGUUUUAAACUUGAAGUCCAAGAGUUGUCAUGAUAUCAGAGCUAGGUGCCACACCAUAACCCAUUAAUCCGGCCCGAAAAGUGGCCCGAUCAACCCACUAAUUGAUGGUCCAAAGAAGGUUCAAUUUCUUCGAGAUUGGUAGAAAAAAUAAAACAUUGUCUCGGUUGGAUAUAAUGGACUCUGCGAAAUUAAUAGUUUAUACGCACUAUUAUCUCGAAGAAAGGUAUUAGAAAGAAGAUCUCAUAUUAAAAAUAUAUAAAAGACUUGAGUAAUGUAUAAAGACCACUCCAUUUACCGCCAAUUGGUUUUAAGUUGAAAGCCCAUAAAAUUUGUCACUCUCUAAGCUUAACUCUGAGUUGUGCCAAGGAAAUUAGGUUGUUAAGGUCCUUAAUGUGUUUGACAAAAAAAAAAAAAAGAAGGUCCUUAAUGUAAAAGUUGGCAGAAUUGCUCUCUAAGCCGAUAUAUAAACUUUAUUUACUCAUGCGAUACAUUUUAUCCUUGUCCAGUAUAUUUGUUGAUCCUUUGGAAAUACUUUGUUUUCAAUCAAACAUAUCUGCAGUUCCAACUUGUAUUUUUGUAUUUACCAAACAUGAAUUUUAAUAAAAUUCACGUUCUAAUUUUUUUUAAUAAACUUAAUAUAUUAAUAUAACUCCAAAAAGGUAAAUCGGAAAUCCACGUUCUAUAAUUUAGGUUCAUCCGUAGGAGAUCUCAUCCUUUCUUAUAUGUGGCAAUCUCAGAUUUCUAGUGCUACCCUAUGAGAAUUUAAUUCAUAGACGAAUAUAUUUUCAAAAUGAACCUUUUCAGUCUAGUUUAUGUGAGAAUUUUUGUUCCAAAUCAAGCUAGUCAGCUACUCCAAGCAUGACAUCGCCCAACUAAAUGACCAGAAUAAUUCAACACAGCCAAAUAAACACAACAAAUUUCCACCUGUAACAAAAAGAGAGACCUCUCUCACUCUCAAAACAACUCUAAUCUCUCUGAAAGAUAUGGAUUGAUAAGAGAGGAAGAGAUCGAGAGAAAACUCUCUCUCUAGGAGAGAAGAGAGACUGCUUUUCAAUCACAUUCUGACCGGCUUUCGUCUCCGGCGUUCUCGCGUUCUUCUCCGGCGGAGAACGGCUGGAUUUUGACUCUGGGAUGCGGUGUAGUUCUCAGCUCCGUAUCGCCGGCUUUUGGCUCCGUGUCACGCGUCUUUCGUGUUGACGGCGGCUUUUCAACGGGGUUAUCCCGGUUUAGUCUGACCGGCGUUUCUGUUCUUCUUCUUCCCAAUCGACUCUCCUUCCUUGGCCUCGUCUGUCUCUUCCUUCCUCUUCAUGAGUCGAUUCAUCUUCGGGCUAUUUCAAAUCAUAAAAGAUGUCUGAUUUGCAUGUUGGAAGAUCGAUGGUUGAGGGAUGAUUGAAGACGAUUGAAUCUUUUGGAAAUGACUGGUCCGGAAGCGAUUUGGCUAACCGUGAAGAAGGCUCUGUCUGAGUUUCUUUCUUCAUCGGCUUCAGUUCCACUGACGGCGGAAGUCCGUCGCCUCUCCGUUGCAGUGCCGGUGAAAGAUGGCUGACUCUCGCCUUGACACGUGUCUCAGGAUGCUGGGCGUUCGUACACGCGGUGGGCAAACUGUCAGUUCCUUCCUCAUCCGGUUUUCGUUUUGGGCUUUAGGCCCAGAGCGGUUUGUACAGUCUGGCCCGUUUGUUGGGCCUGUUGUUUCUUGUUAUGUUUUGGAAUGGGCCUAGUUGGGCCUUUUUCCUUUUAAUAAAAUACCAGUGGAAAAAAAAAAUAUCAAUGACUAGGCGGAAACAAAUAUUUUAAUAGUCUAACAUGAUAUUAAAAGAACCACCCAUGCUAAUAAUGAACUCACCUGAGUUAGUUCUGAUUUUUGGGUCCUUGCAAUGGGGCUCAAACAAACAUUUUCUUCUAAUGAUUGUGAUACUUAAAACAUAACAAAAAUUAUUCAUUAAUUUUUUAGAGAGUAAUAUGAAACAAGAAUAUAAAUAUAUUAGUUUUCAGAUCUAUGUUUUUUUAGAUCUAUGUUUUCUUACGAUUAAAAAAAGCAACCUAACUAAGAACAAACAAAUGAAAAUCCAACAUCUUUAAAAUCUAUAGGGAACCGCUUUGACUUCAGUCCCAAUUGGAUUUCGAUUUCAGUGUUCGUUUUAAUGUAUGUGUCUUACGCAAUUGACUUACAAGUUACAACUGAACUUCUCUCAGAACAAACUCUAAAGAACUUCUAACGCAAAGUUCUUACGUGACCGAAUAGGUCAACAGGGUCAAAAAUCAACGUUGUCCAAGUCGUUAACGUGGCCUAAUAAUGAGCAAGCGACACUUCUUCAAAUUGAUUUCGUCGUCAACCAAAUCCAAAAAUAUACUAGUAGAAAUUAAAAAGUUGACUCGUUCAUUCCUUUUGUGGUCCUUCACAAUGCUUGUUAUUAAAAAUAGAAAGAAACAAACACUUUUCGUGGGUCAAUAUUAAUUUCCACGCAUAUUCCUAUGUACUUUGUAUAUAUAAUAGAUACCUUUGGACUUGCAAUUGUCAUCAAGAAUCUCUCAACAUCUCAAGUUACCUCUAUUCUCAUUCUCCCUCUUUAAAAAUAUAUCAGAAUUUCUGAAGCUUUUCAAUAAUUGUCUCGAGCUAUGACCGCCCAGAAAUCUGUGUUGCAAUUGAGUGUUCACGAGGAAAGAAUCAGGAAGAAAGUGUGGGCGACCGUUUCUAAAUUUUCAGGGGUUACUUCGAUAACAAUGGAUGAUAAAACCGGGAAAAUGACGGUAGUUGGUGAAGCUGAUGUACCGGUUAUCGUAAAGAAGCUAAGGAAGAUAUGUAAUGCAGAGAUUGUUACGGUUGAAGUUGUUAAACCACCAGAGAAAAAGCCAGAACCAGAGAAACCGGCCGAAAUUGUUGCCUUCCCUGUUACGCAUUUUAGCUACCCGUACCAAUAUCAUUCGUCCUAUGCUAAUUCUUACUAUCAACCAUGCGAUAAUUACAGAGUUGUGGUGGAGGAAUCAAAUACUUGUGUGAUUAUGUAACACUCCAUUUUAGUCUGUAGAACUAUUAAUUUUGAUGGAAGAAUGUAUUUUUGUGUUACUAUGAUAUAAAUUUCUUGUAAUGAGCUUAAAUUGAAGGAAAAAGGAAUUGUAAUUUUUGUUUAUAGAAAUUA
This is a messenger RNA of Brassica rapa (field mustard), 8158 nucleotides long. Its product is annotated as heavy metal-associated isoprenylated plant protein 13-like. The record is from RefSeq and is a predicted model, not a curated record. Lineage: Eukaryota; Viridiplantae; Streptophyta; Magnoliopsida; Brassicales; Brassicaceae. Gene Ontology annotation, molecular function: metal ion binding.